Messenger RNA from Hydractinia symbiolongicarpus, 2153 nucleotides. RefSeq names its product selenoprotein N-like. The record is from RefSeq and is a predicted model, not a curated record. The transcript is spliced from 13 exons. Gene Ontology annotation, biological process: skeletal muscle fiber development; calcium ion homeostasis. Gene Ontology annotation, cellular component: endoplasmic reticulum membrane. Lineage: Eukaryota; Metazoa; Cnidaria; Hydrozoa; Anthoathecata; Hydractiniidae. Gene Ontology annotation, molecular function: calcium ion binding.
UUUUUAAUUAGUUUCUGAAAUUGCAGGAAAAUAUGUAUAAAAAUGGCAGAAAGUAAAGCUAUGAAACCACCCGACCCGGAACCAAACAUUCGCAGUGUGGAGACACAAACGCCUCCAGUUCAGUAUGUUCUCCUACCUCCACCGGCUGAAGCAAGCAGGAAAUGGCCAAUGUACGUGCUUGCUGGCUUGCUUAUUUUGAUACCAGUGGUUGUUGCUAUAAUAUUCAAUGUAUUUCAUCCUUUCUUUGGUGACGAAUUGACAAUGAUGGCCCAUGGACCUGUGAGUGAACACCUUUUGAAAAUCUUUAAAGAAUAUGAUAUUGAUAAAGAUGGCAUGUUUACACCGUUUGAAUUUCAAAAAGCGUUUUAUGACAUUAAAGCUGGUUCUAUCACUAAUAAUUUGAACUUGACAGACAUGGAACUUGAAAGCUUUCAUGAUGAUGUGAAAGCUGCACUGGCUGCACAGAAAUUUACAAAAGAAGAGGAAGUGGUCAAUGUAAAGGCAUUGCUUAAGCCAAUGGAUAUUAACACUAUGAAAAAGUUUAAGGAAGAUCCAGGUUUUAAUGACCCACAAGGAUUGUUUCAUAUCCAUGGUUUGACUUCGUGGUUGCAUCCCAACAUAGAGUCCGCCAAUUUUUCUGUUUCUAACUUUAGUGUUCUUUUACCGAACUCUUCAAGUACAAUAGUGACUGGAGAGACAUGGGAUCUUAUCCCUACAGUAUUAGGUGGAUCAGACGACGGUUUACAUCUUGCUCAUUAUCGCUACCUUCCACCAGUUCCUACCGACGAAACAGAAACCCUUCUUCUUUACUUGUUGAGUAUGUUACACAAACGACCGUUCCUCCACAUGAGAUUUCCACCACGUGGUGCUGUAGCCUGUUUACGUGCUGUGAACGAUGAUUAUUAUGACAUUAUGUUCAGGCUUCAUCCAGAGUUCCAAUUAAAUGAACCACCCCGAUUUCCAUUUUGGUUCACGCCUGCGUCAUUCAUCGGUCGUGUUGUCAUCAAAAAAGAUGGAAGCCAUAUUGAAUACUUUGAUAUGCAUCUGCCGAACCAUAUUCAAUUAAACAUAGAUAUGGAAUGGAUAACAGCUGAAAGGCCGACUGAGGAUAAUAUAACUGUCAAUGAUGCACAUGGACAGGAGGUUGACAUAGGUUUUGUGGAUGAGAUGAGGAUUGCAUCAACACAGCCAUCAACCACUCUGGAUAAAAUUAAAGCAGACGGUGUGCCGUUUGAUGUGGAUUCUUUAACAUGGACGGAAGAGAUGUCAGUGGAAAAAGCAUACAGUGUUUUGGAGAAAGAAUUUUAUCCUUUUAAGGAGAUACCCUACUUACCGUUCAACAAAACUUUUGAAGUUGCCAAGUCAGAAGAGAAGCUCAUUCAUCAUAUUUUAUUAUGGGGCUCUCUCGACGACCAGUCCUGCUGAGGUUCGGGGCGAACUCUUCGUGAAGGUCCACUCGAGAGUUCGCCCGUCAUCAAGUUAUUGUCAAAGAAAUUUGUCAGUACUUGGUCUUUAGUUGUUGAUCUAGAGGAUCUUGUUGCAAAUAGCUCCGAUCCACAGAUCGCAAAGAAUGCUAAAACAGCAUUAGACAAUUACCAUUUUCCAGUGCAGUCAAUGAUUUUGGAUGCGAAUGGUCGCUUUGUAAGCGGUGUCAAUGCAAAUGAAUUAUUAGACUCUACAAAUUCAUUCACCAGUAUGAUCGAAGGAAUGGUGUACGAUGACCCACUUACAAACGCGUACGUGAAAUUUCUAGAAGGUGGUAUCGUGAAAGCUGCCAAGUUGAAGAAAUCGGAAGAACUGUAGCUAGUCCUGUGAAAUUAUUCCUUUAUUUAAUUUAAAAUUAUUUGGUCAAAGAUUUUAAUGUUGUUGCACAAAAAAUGAUGAAGGCAUGUAUCGUAAACUGAUAGCAUGUUAGAAAUUCUGUUCUUAGCAUAAGGGUUUUUAUUUGAUAGGCUGGCCACACCUGAAAUUUUCUAAAAAUAAAAUAAAAAAUAGACACCCCAACCUAAGAAAAUUAAAACCUUAUCACCUAAAAUGUGGAUCCAUAAACCGAUUCCGAAAAUGGUGACACCCAUGUUUUGUUACUCCGUUUUAUGUGACACAAUAAUUAAAAUAUGUUAAAACUUGCAACAGGAUAAUGGAUUACAGCAAAA